GGCCUACGACACCCGACACGCCGUUGCCAUCCUUUUACGCGCUGAUCUUAAGCUAGAGGAGCUUUGAAUGAAGGAAGAGGAAAGAGACAGAACAGCUCAAAGCACAUAACGUAACAAUGGAGAUGCCGAAUUGCAAGGUAUAUGUUCGACCCAAGUUCCUCUCUCUCAUAUCGAUUGAGCACACUCUAGUCAGGUGGAAAGCUAAACGAAACAACACACAAAAAAAUGCCUCCCCCCAACACCACAUCCUUCGACAACACCUGGCAAACACCCCCAUCCUCAAACCCACCACCCAAGGCCUCAACAGCCCCCUCACCAUCCCACCCACCGACAUCCCCUGCUCCAUCCCCGCCGACGCGCACGCCUACGUCUACCUUCACGGCCGUUCCUUCCAACUCUUCCCCGACGCCACGCCCGAGCAACUCCAAGAUUACUUCGUCCCCGGCAGCGUGAUCCACGCCCUUUCCAGGCAUGAAAUCAUCAACCAUCUAAUCUCCGAGCCCAGCUUGCGAGAAAAAGUCUUUGAAACGGCGCCGAGGCUUUUUGUCAGGUGUCUCUUCUUGUUUCCUGAUUAUGAAGAGGUUCUGCAGAAGUUGAUCAAUUAUGGGGUGGAUGAUAAGUGGUUGCCGCUGAUGGUGAAUGAUUUGAAAGUGCCCGGGGAGGAGGAUUGGGGGUUUGAGGAGAGACUGGUUAAUACGUUGAUACCGAAUCAGGCGAGGUUUAUGGUUUCUGCUAGGUGGUUGGGGCCGGAGGGGGGAGGAUUACGCGAAGGGGAAGGGGAAGAGGAACGGAUUCCGGUUCUGACGGGACAGACGUUGCCGAUUUGGGUGAUGGCUGGUGACCAGGAUGCGGAGGCGAGGUAUAGGAGGGAGUGGAUUGGUGAGGAGAGGAGGGUGAAGGUGCAUGGGGAUCAUGAUUGUCUGAGGAAGCCAAACCCCCAAGGCCUCUACGCCCUCAAACUCAUCAAAUCCAUCUCCCCCUUCCCCUCCCAAACCUCCGGCUCAACCUCCGUCAUCCACUCCGCCAUCCACCGCAGCACCACCCUCCUCCGCUCGCUCCGGCACGUCCCCCCACCCGCACAUCACUCGGCACUUCAAAACUUUCUUCCACGACACCACAUUCUACACCAUCUUCCCCGCGGCCACCUGCCGCCUCGACCGCUUCAUCGGUAACCCUUCCAUUGGAAGUAUCACCUCCCCCGCUCGUCUGCGAGAGGUCAUGGCGCAGGUGGCUUAUCUGGCGGGUGCCCUGGCUAUGAUACACGAUAUCCCCUGCCGGCCAGGGGCAGGGAGAGGGGAGGAAGGGGAACUGUCUGGGAUGGCUCAGAAGAAGAAGACCGGGAAGAAAAAGGGCUUCCAUCUCGAUAUCUAGC
Messenger RNA from Neurospora tetraspora, 1372 nucleotides. RefSeq lists its product as uncharacterized. The coding region runs from base 117 to 1172 and encodes 351 amino acids. The record is from RefSeq and is a predicted model, not a curated record. The transcript has 4 exons. Lineage: Eukaryota; Fungi; Ascomycota; Sordariomycetes; Sordariales; Sordariaceae.